Messenger RNA from Maniola jurtina (meadow brown), 3539 nucleotides. Its product is annotated as protein toll-like. The transcript has 7 exons. The coding region runs from base 243 to 3038 and encodes 931 amino acids. The record is from RefSeq and is a predicted model, not a curated record. NCBI's taxonomy places the organism in Eukaryota, Metazoa, Arthropoda, Insecta, Lepidoptera, Nymphalidae. Gene Ontology annotation, molecular function: transmembrane signaling receptor activity; protein binding. Gene Ontology annotation, biological process: toll-like receptor signaling pathway; innate immune response. Gene Ontology annotation, cellular component: membrane.
UGGAAUAACAACACCAGCUUGUGGUUUAGCGGUUUAUCCAAUUUUUUUCCUCAUUCAUUAGUGUCAUACCCAGUGCGUCGGUAACCAGACGUUCGAACUGAGACUAAAACUUUAUAAUAUUAAAUCCUGUCUCGAAUACUCGCUGGUGGCGAUUCUCGCUCACAUCAAAUAUACUAGUUCUGUGAACAGCGGCCGAGUGAAAGUGACGUGCAGGCCGACGGACACGUGCACGUAGACAUGCCAUGGCAGCGCGGCGCGUCGCGUGGUGCGCGCUGCUGCUGUGCGGCGCGGCGAGCGGCGCGGCGAGCGGCGCGGGGCCGGCGUGCGCGCGCGCGCAGCCCUGCGUGGAGCUGGGCGGCUCGCUCGACGACUACUUCUACACGAUCAGAGGAACCUCGCUGACGAUCACGUACAGCGAGGGGCGAUACUUGCAGCUCACGUGCCGCGCCGGCGUCGCGCUCGACGACCGCGCGCUGCCCGCCUUGCCGCGCCGCGCGCCCGUCGCGCGCGUGCGCCUCGUCGCCUGCGCGCCGCCGCCGCGCGGCUACGCGCACGCGCUCGCCGCGCUCAACGUCAGCCUCGGCGCCGCGCUGGAGCUGGCCGCGCUGCCCGCCGCGCCGCCGCUGCGUGCCGCGGACCUCGCCGCGCCGCGCGUCGCCGAGCUCGCGCUGGAGCAGCCGCGCGCCUCCGCGCUGCUGCGCCUCGACCCUGCGCUGCUCGCUGCGCUGCCCGCCGCGCUGCCCGCGCUGCGCGACCUGCACCUCAAGCGCGUCGAGCUGCCCGCCGGUGCUCCGCUCGGCCCGCCCGCGCUGCGCUCGCUGUGGCUCGAGCGCGUCGCGGGUGCGGCGCUGGACGCCGACGCGCUGGCGCGGCUGCCCGCGCUCGACAGGCUCGUCGUGGUGGACGACGCGCUGCGGGAGCUCGACCUAAGCGCGACGACGCUGCGCAACGUGACCGUGGACGCGCCGCUACGCGUGCUGACGCUGGGUGCGCACGUUGUUGACCUCACGCUGCGGCGCGUGCAGGGCGCGGAGCUGCGCGGUGACUGCGUGGCGCUGCGGCGCGUGGUGCUGUUUAACGUGACGUGGCCACUGCCGGCGCGCUGGCUGGCGCGCUGCGGUGGCGUGCGUGAGCUGCGCGCGCUGGCGUCGCGCGGCGCGCUGGGCCGCGCUGAGCUGGCGGGCGCGCGCGCGCUGCGUGUGCUGGACGUGCGACGGUGCGCGCUGUGCGAGCUGCCGCCGGGCUGGCUGGCCGACGCCGUGGAGCUGCGCGCGCUCAACCUCUCCGACAACCUGCUGGAGCGCCUGCCGAACCUGGCGGCGUCGCCCGCGCUGGAGGAGCUGUGGGUGCAGCACAACCGGCUGAGCGUGGCCGCGCUGGCGCCGCUGGGCGCGCUGCCCGCGCUGCAUACGCUCCGACUCGACCGCAACCCGCUGCGAGACCUGUGCGGCCGCGGCGGCACCUUCGUGACCACCGGCAUGUCGCCGCUGGCGGGCGCCACGGCGCUGCGCGUGCUGAGCCUGCGGCAGACGGGCGUGGUGGCGCUGUGCCGCGACUGGCGCGAGCAGCUGCGGCAGCUGGUCACGCUGGACCUGCGCAACAACAACAUCACGCGCCUCACGAGCGCCGAUCUGCGCUGGCGCCGCGCCGCGCCCGCCAGCGUGGACCUGCGCGCCAACGACGUGCGCGUCGACUACACGCAGGACGACUACCGCGCCGCGCUGCAGCUGCGCCCGGACCCGCGCGACCCGCUGACGACGCUGCUGCUGGACAACCUGGUGGAGUGCGACUGCUACGACUACUGGUUCGCGCGCGCGUGGCGCGAGCGGCCCGAGCACGCGCGCGUCGCGCUGCGCGAGCUGCGCUGCCGUGCCGACGCCGACGCCGCCGCGAGCGCCGUGCCGCGCCGCCUGCUCGACGUGCCGCUCGACGAGCUGCUGUGCGACAUGACGGAGGCGCAGGGCUGCCCGCGCGCCUGCCGCUGCCGCGCGUCCGACGGCGGCGCCGAGCUGCGCUGCGAGCGCGCCGGCCUGCGCGCCGCGCCCGCGCCGCGCGCCGGCCCGCCCGUGCGCGCGCUGCUGCUGGCCGGCAACAACGUAACGCGCGUGCGCGCCGCCGACGUGGGGCCCGCGCUGCGCCUGCUCGACCUGCGCGACAACGCCGUGGCGGCGCUGGACGCGGGCGCGGUGGCGGCGCUGUGGGACGCGCGCGCCGCGCUGCAGCUGGCCGGCAACCCGCUCGACUGCUCGUGCGCCGCGCUGCCGCUGCUGCGCGCCGUGGCGGCCGAGCCGCGCCGCGUGCGCGACCUGGCGGCGGCGCGCUGCGCGGACGGGCGCGCGCUGGCGGCUGCGGCGGCGCGCGCGGUGCGCGACUGCGCCGCGUGGCCGCUGUGGCCGGCGCUGCUGGGCGCGCUGGCGCUGGCCGCGGCCUCGGCGCUGGUCGCCGCGUGCCUCGUGCGCCCCGCCGCGCGCCACCGCCUCAAGCGGUUCCUGUUCGAGCGCGGGCUGUGCCUGCGCUGGGUGCUGCGCGGCGCGCGGGCCGACGACGACGCCUCGCGCCAGUUCGACGCCUUCGUGUCGUUCUCGCACCUCGACCAGCGCUACGCCGACGAGCUGGCGCGCCGCCUGGAGCGCGGCGAGCGCCCGCGCCGCCUGUGCCUGCACGAGCGCGACUGGCUGCCGGGCGACUGGAUCCCGGCGCAGAUCGCGCGCUCCGUGCGCGGCGCGCGCCGCACGCUCGUGCUGCUGUCCGACCACUUCCUGGCGUCCACGUGGGCGCGCGCCGAGCUGCGCGAGGCCUAUGCCGCCGCGCUGGCCGAGCGCACGCCGCGCCUGCUGCUGCUGCUGCUGCCCGGCUGCAGCGCCGACGCGGCCGCGCGCGCCGACCCCGCGCUGCGCGCCUACCUCGCGCGCGUCACCUACCUGCGCUGGGACGACCCGCACUUCUGGCGCAAGCUGGAGCUGGCGCUGCCGCCCGCGCGCCGCGCCGCGCCGCCAGCACGCCCGCCCCCGCCGCCGCCCCCGCCCCCGCCGCCAUGACGCAUACCUCAUAUCUCGCGCGCGUACCUAUUGGAGCUGGGCCAUGACCGCAGCCUCAGUCCCGUGCUAUGACAUUGCCAGUGAAGUUCUAAAGUGCAAUAAACAUUGACUACCGAGUUCAAUGGUUACUUGUUAAAUAACUGCCAAUUUAUUUCAAUAAGAACUGAAAAACCAUUUGCGCCUCGAGAGAUGCUCCACGUAGGUUUUGUUUGUCGGAUGGCGGUUCAGGACAUCUCGUGAAUCGUUAGAAGGUAAACGUUGUUGGAACUGUUCCGGGAAGUUGGAUUUGUGUGGAGAACUAAAUAAAUUAUGUAAAUAGCGUAGGUUAAUUACUGCAACCACAUUGUGUAAAAGUGAUAAAAUUUACGUCAUCAAAACUUAUCACGUAACUUGUAAAUCGAGAAAAUAUAGUGAUUUUGUUGUCAGCAAUGCUUGUUCUGAAUCUGAAUCUCGUUGUGAGCUGUAAUAUUACAAUGUUUAAGAAAAAUUAUUUUUCAAUUA